GUAACUCUUUUAAUUGUUUUCAGAUCAUACAAAAGCCCGGUUUGUACAUUAAAAUGCUGUCGGAUUAAACCAGUUUGCGAACACUAAUCCUUUAUCAACAGAUCGAGCUCCGGCUUGAUAAAAAGAAGCGCACCCACUCACAUCCUGCUCGUUCAUAUUAAUGAGUGAAGGUCAGGACGCCUCUGAUUGGUCCCCGACCCCAGUUUCCAGGACAACCGAAACAAAACGAACCGUUCUACUGACUACUGUGUUUGAGCACUACAGCAAAAUACAAAGUAAAUAAAACUCUAUUUUUAUAUUCUUUUCUCUUGAAAAUGGAUGGAAAGACAGAAGGUAAGACAAAGAGUGACAGGGUGGUCUCACCAGAUCCCUCUAAUGAGAAGGACAGUUCUGUGAUCACUGUUAAUAGAAAUGAAACAGAAGGUGUCCCAGCUGAAAUAGUUGCAUGGGAUCAUGAUGAAGAACACAGUGGAAGUAUGACAGCAGCUGACGGGGCUCCUGUAGAAGAAGAAGCAGCCCCCUCUGAGCCACGAGAGAGCGUUGGAAAGGACUUCCUGGUUGUCGAUGACAUCACCACAAGUCAAGACUCGGCUGUGGAGAGCGUUGGAAAGGACUUCCUGGGUGUCGAUGACAUCACCACAAGUCAAGACUCGGCUGUGGAGAGCGUUGGAAAGGACUUCCUGGUUGUCGAUGACAUCACCACAAGUCAAGACUCGGCUGUGGAGAGCGUUGGAAAGGACUUCCUGGGUGUCGAUGACAUCACCACAAGUCAAGACUCGGCUGUGGAGAGCGUUGGAAAGGACUUCCUGGGUGUCGAUGACAUCACCACGAGUCAAGACUCGGCUGUGGAGAGCGUUGGAAAGGACUUCCUGGGUGUCGAUGACAUCACCACAAGUCAAGACUCGGCUGUGGAGAUAAAUGAAGUCAAUGAGCAGCAAAUGGCCCACGAAAAAAUGGUUGAAAUUAGCAGCAAUGAUGAGCACGGACUUCCCAAACAGGAUUUUGAAACCCUGGAGAGGCAGAAGAGCAGUCCUACCCUGGAGGAGCACAAGGAGGACGCCAACUGUGAAUACAUCAAGCUCUUCCACAAGCUGUGUGAGGACAGGGAUCAGGCCAGCCAACGCUGCAGCCUGCUGCACAUGAAGCUGGCAGAGUUUUUCCACAGGAAGGCCCAGGACGACACUCAGCUGCACGGGGAGGCGGCGGCGUCCGAGCAGCUGGAGCAGGAGUAUGACGACUACAUGAACGUCCUCACUGAUCUGAAGCAGAAGCUCUCCACUGAGUCAGAGACGGCUCAGCAGCAGGCGGAGGAGCUGAGCUCAAAGGCCCAAGAGGAGCUCCACAGGGUGGAAAAUGAAUGGCAAGCAUUUGUGGCACUGAAGCAGGAUGUUGCUGUGAGCGUACUGAGCCGAUACCUGGGGAAACAAGCUGCUCAGACCAAAGUUGAGGCAACCCUCACAACAGAGGAGCUUCUGCAGCAGGAGCUGAUCAAGCUGCGCUGCAAGCACCUCAAGCUGAAGAUCAAGACCCACAGGCUGGAGGCGGAGCUCCGUCAGGGGGACACACACGCCAAGGACACGCUCAGUCUCCAGUUUGAGCAGCUGCACGCUGAGAGGCUGGAGCUGAAAAAACAGACUGAAAAGCAAAAUGAGGAAUCUUUAAAGAUGCAGAAGAAGAUCAGCAGCAGCUUGGAGCUCCUGUCAAAUGUGAAGGAGAAGCUGUUCUGGAGCCAGAUGGAGGUGAAGGCCAAAGCAGAGCAGCUGGACAUGACGGAGGCCUUGGUGGCCAAGAAGAGGGAUCUCCUGACCAGAACUAGGCAGGCACGCAACAGCCUGCAGAGAGACAACGUGAGGCUGAAGGAGCAUCGGGGACUACUGGGGAACAGGAUAUUGCUUCAGGACUUUGAGUCCACUGUAGACGCCUCCAACCUCCUGGAGGAGCAACUGGAGGAGCUGAAGUGCCGGCAAGGUCAGAUUGUCUUCAGUUGUGGCAGAUAGAAGAAGGAGCUGGAGAAGUUCAUGAGUGAAGGAAGAAAUGACUGAAUUAGCAUCUUAACCUCCUGAGACCCAAGCUUUUGUUUUGUAUGUAUUGUUAGUUUCUCCUAGAUAUUUUGGAUCAGUAGGACCUGAUAAGUACAAAAACUAAGCAUUGUCUUUGAACAGGGUUAAUUUUU
Centropristis striata (black sea bass) is the source of this 2173-nucleotide messenger RNA. RefSeq names its product coiled-coil domain containing 96 (gene cfap184). NCBI's taxonomy places the organism in Eukaryota, Metazoa, Chordata, Actinopteri, Perciformes, Serranidae. The coding region runs from base 315 to 1997 and encodes 560 amino acids. Gene Ontology annotation, cellular component: ciliary basal body; axoneme. The record is from RefSeq and is a predicted model, not a curated record. The transcript has 4 exons. Gene Ontology annotation, biological process: cilium assembly.